CUUGCGUCAUCAGGGAUGGACGGAAGUGUUUCGGUGAAUCAGUAUAUCCGCCGGGAUUUAAAGUAGUAGUUUAUUAUCUCUUUAUUUAUUUUUUUGUAUUGUUUUUGGCACGUUUAACAUUUUACAUAUUUAGUGACGUUAACAAAAUUAAAUUCGGACACAUGGUUCCGAUAAAAACGACCUUCGAGUAUGGAGCUUUUUAACGGCUAAACCAGUGACCAACUCUCGUUUGUUUUCUUUAGUUGCAACAGCGAGCUACAAAACAAUACCCACAAGAACCCCAAUGUUUGUCAAAAUGUUCUUGGAGGUUCGCGCACGAUUCUGUUCUGACAAAAAGUCCACAUAAUGUGAGUAGUUUAUUAGCGGUUUGUUGUAUUUUCAAGUCACAUUCUGGGAUCCGUGCUCUGUUGUAUGAAUCAUCCAAGCAGAUGUUUUCUUCAAUAACACUGGCGAAAAGAGAAGAGUUAUGGCAGACUUUGGACCAGCGGAGUUCUUUGCAGACUUCUGUCAUACAGACACAGAGAACCCCAUCCCUCUCUGGCAGGAUGGACACAUCAGCGCCUGCUUCAACCAGCUGGUGCUCGGAGCCCUGCCUCAUGCAGGGAUGGCCGUUUUCUGUGCCUGCUAUCUCAGUAUGACAAGAUGCAACCUCCUCCAAACGUCUGCUCCCUGUGGUUGGACCCUCAGGCUGGUGUCCGCCCUGCUGACUGUGCUGCUCUUCACUGCAGACGUGGUUCUUGUGGCCGUCCUCCAGCAGGACGACAUGUACCUGGACCUUUUCACUGACAGUUGUGCCAUUCUGGGAUGGCUGGUCCACCUGACUGCCAUAGCAGUGCUGCAGAAAAGUGUUUUGAGGAGAACCCGUGGACCGGCUCUGCUGCUUCUGCUAGUCCUCCUGUUGGUUCCUAAUCUUGUCAUCACAUUAGUGGUUUACUCUGAGACCGGUGGAGUUUUUAACCUCACAGAACCCCUGAAACUCUCAAGAUUUGUCCUUGCCUCCGCACGGACACUCCCUCUUCUUCUUUACGUGUUUGCCUUUGCGUUCCCCUGCGUCAGUGACCCCAGCUACACUUUAUAUGUUAAUGCAUCAGAUGGAUCGCCACUCAUUCCAAUUGACAAUCAGCCGGACACUGGUGACAUGGUUGCAGAAGAUGGCAGUGGCUGGACGUCUCGACUCUUUUACCUGUGGUUAUCGCCUCUGCUCAGACGAGGGCAGCAGGGGCAGCUGGACAAACCAGAAGAUGUUUAUCAUCUGCCGCGGAAACUACGGACAACUGUGAUUUUAAGACGCUUUCAUCAGUGCUGGGAAACCUGCAGACGUGGUACGGCCGUCAGGGGGGAAGAGUGGCCCAGGCCGGUCGGCGGGAACCUUCAGAACGACACCAGGACUUCACACCUCUUGGAGGAAUCACUGGCGCUGGAAGGUGAUGUGGGACUUUUGAAGGUUCUGCACAAAGCGUUCGGUCUGAGGUAUUACGUGCUUGGUGUUCUGAAGGUGUUGGUCAACCUGCUGACCUUCGGAGGACCUCUGCUGCUGAGUAGUCUGGUGAAUUUUAUGGAGGAUGAAGAAGCCCCAGUUAGCACAGGACUCUGGUGUGCACUGGGGCUUUUUGCCAGUACGUUGCUUUCUUCUAUUCUACAGAACGUCUUUGUCUUCGAAGUGUCCAAAGUGUCACUGUCGGCGAGAUCCGCACUCAUUUCCACCAUCUAUGACAAAGCCCUGCGGAUCAGCGGCAGCAGUCUGGCCACGUUCACUCUGGGGGAAGUGGUCAACCUGAUGAGCACAGACACCGACCGCAUCGUGAACUUCUUCGGCAGCUUCCAUGAGCUGUGGAGACUUCCAUUCACUUUCUCCAUCACCCUCUACCUGCUGUAUUUGCAAGUAGGCGUGGCUUUCCUCGGAGGUUUGGCGUUGGCGCUGCUGCUGGUGCCUUUUAACAAAUUCCUGGCUUCCCGUAUCAUCACUAACAACGAGCACAUGCUGCGGCACAAAGACAGCCGUGUGAAGCUCAUGACAGAGAUUCUCUUCGGUAUCCGUGUCAUCAAGUUUUACAACUGGGAGCCGUACUUUGCACAGAAGGUGGGAGAAUGUCGCCAGCAAGAACUGGCGCACCUUAAAGCCAUAAAAUACCUCGAUGCCAUGUGUGUGUACACCUGGGCCGCCCUGCCUGUGGUUAUCUCCAUCCUCACCUUCGUCACCUACGUGUUGCUGGGACAUCAGCUGACGGCUGCCAAGGUGUUCACCACUCUGGCUCUGGUGGGAAUGUUGAUCGUUCCUCUCAACUGUUUUCCCUGGGUCCUCAACUCCGUCCUUGAGGCCAAAGUGUCUUUGGAAAGGAUUCAACGCUUCUUCAAACUGACCAACCAGGACCUGCAGGCGUACUACGCCCUCGUGUCACCUGAGGAUGACCAGACUUCCAUACUGCUGAGCCAGGGGAAGUUCAGCUGGCAGAGCACUGACAGACCUGAUGACACCACGGAAGGAGGCAGAGCUGAAACUAAAGGGAGUCUGCUGCUGCACAGCCUCAGUCUGCACGUGACCAAGGGUUCUCUCAUAGUGGUGGUUGGCAAAGUUGGAUGUGGAAAGAGUUCCUUACUGGCUGCUCUCACAGGGGAGCUCAACAGACUGAGUGGAGUGGUUUAUGUUGCAGACAGAGAGACCGGCUUCGGACUAGCUUCUCAGGAGCCGUGGAUCCAGCAUGCAUCAGUGCAAGAAAACAUCUUGUUUGGCAAAGACUACGAUCCAAACUUUUACCAAGCAGUGAUCGAGGCGUGCGCUCUGAAGGAGGAUCUGAACAUUUUGCCCAAUGGGGACAAGACGGAAGUUGGAGAAAACGGUGUGACGUUGAGUGGAGGACAGAAAGCGCGCCUGGCUCUGGCCAGAGCUGUGUACAUGGACAAAGACAUCUGGACGCCAGCAGAAAUCCUUCCUUUUGUUGAAGUUGAUCCGAAAAAACGCCGCAGCGAUCACAACACAAAAGAGAAAGAUGAUACUGAGAAGGAGGAGGAGGAAGAAGAAGAGGAGUCGUCAGCAGAUCUGAGGGUGAAUGAUGAUGCUGAGCAGUUAGGAGCAGAGCAGAAGCAGGCGGGUGGGCUGGCGUGGACGGUCUAUAAGACCUACUGGGCUGCUGUGGGCGGAGUCCUGGCGUUCUCCAUCUUCAUGUCGCUGCUACUCAUGCAAGCCUCCAAGAAUGUCUCUGAUUGGUGGCUGUCUCACUGGAUCUCUGAGCUGAAAACCAAUAGUUCCACAGAACCCAACGGUUCCUUUACCUCCACCUCCACUCACCUGCUGCUCUUCACCAGUGGAGGAUUAAUGUCUCAGCUGCCCUCUGCACAUACCCUCCUGUCCAACAACCAGAGUUCUGACGUGAAGUUCUACCUGGUGGUGUACGGCUCCAUCGGGCUGGCCAACACUGUCUUCACUGGGUUUAGAGCAGUGCUCUUUGCCUACGGAGCCAUCUGUGCUGCCACAACCAUCCACAACAGACUCCUGGAUCGGGUUCUAAAGGCCACAGUGACCUUCUUUGACAUCACUCCUCUGGGACGAAUCCUCAACCGUUUCUCCUCGGACCUGUACAGCAUCGACGACACGCUGCCCUUCAUCCUCAACAUUCUCCUGGCCAACAUCUUCGGCCUGCUGGGGAUGCUGGUGGUGAUGGGCUACGGCCUCCCCUGGGUCCUGCUGCUCCUGCUGCCCCUGAGUUUCCUGUACUGUCGCACGCAGCACUUCUACAGACACACGUCACGAGAGCUGAAACGUCUGUGCAGCCUCACGCUGUCGCCCGUCUACUCCCACUUCUCUGAGACCCUGACUGGUUUAGGGACCAUCCGGGCCAGUGGCAGCUCUGCCAGGUUUGUGGAGGAAAACAUUAGACGUCUGGAGCAGAACCAACGCUGUCUUUUCCUGAGCAACGCUGCCAUGCAGUGGCUGGACAUCCGCCUGCAGAUGAUCGGAGUCGCUGUGGUGACCAGCCUGGCGCUGAUCGCUGUCCUCCAGCAUCAGUUUCACUCCGUUGACCCAGGUCUCGUGGGUCUGUCCCUGUCCUACGCUCUGUCCAUCACCGGCCUCCUGUCGGGACUUAUCUUCAGCUUCACUCAGACUGAGAUGCAGCUGGUGAGCAUAGAACGAACUGAGGAGUACUCCAGCAGUCUCACCACUGAGCCACAGCAGCAGAACGCACAGCUGCCUCCAGCGUGGCCCGAGCAGGGCUGGGUGGAGUUCCGCGGUGCCAUCCUGGUCUACAGGGAGGGUCUUCCUAACGCCCUUGACGGGGUCAACCUGGUGGUGCGACCCGGGGAGAAGGUAGGCAUCGUAGGACGUACAGGCUCUGGUAAGUCCACGCUGUUCUUGGCCCUGUUUCGUAUGGUGGAGCUGAACCAGGGACAGAUUCUUCUCGACGGGCUGGACAUCAGCAGCGCGGGCCUGGGUCAGCUCAGGUCAAGGCUUGCCAUUAUUCCUCAGGAUCCUUUUCUGUUCAGUGGGACCAUCAGGGAGAACCUGGACCCGUGUGGACGGAACACGGACCAGCAGCUGCUGGACGUCGUAGACCAGUGUCAUCUCAGCUCAGCGUGGGGAGGUGGUCUUGAUGCUGUUGUCGGAGAGAGAGGAAAGUCCCUGUCAGUAGGACAGAGACAGCUGCUGUGUUUGGCCAGAGCCCUGCUGACCAAGGCCAUGGUCCUGUGUAUUGAUGAAGCCACAGCCAGCGUCGACCAGAGGACGGACAAGCUGCUGCAGCAGACCAUCAGGGAGACGUUUCGGGACAAGACCGUUCUGACUAUCGCUCACAGGAUCAACACUAUCAUGGACUCUGACAGGGUUCUGGUGAUGCAUGCUGGGAAGGUGGCGGAGUUUGACACGCCUUCAGCGCUCUGCCAAAACGACCAGUCCAUCUUCCACAGACUGGUUGGUGGAGGAGGAGGAGAGUGAGCAAAAACACAGAGAGGCCUGAUGAAGGUAGAAUUAGAAACAUGAUGUUUUUUGUACUUGACCACAGAGAUGUCCUGCUGGUUUAGUCUGAACGAUACGUUUUUGUUUUUUAAA
Molecule: messenger RNA, 5041 nt
Organism: Cynoglossus semilaevis (tongue sole)
Lineage: Eukaryota; Metazoa; Chordata; Actinopteri; Pleuronectiformes; Cynoglossidae
Gene: abcc10
Product: ATP-binding cassette, sub-family C (CFTR/MRP), member 10
Exons: 22
Coding region: 467-4927 (1486 amino acids)
Biological process (GO): transmembrane transport
Cellular component (GO): membrane
Molecular function (GO): ABC-type transporter activity; ATP binding; ATP hydrolysis activity
Source: RefSeq, a predicted model, not a curated record